Molecule: messenger RNA, 981 nt
Organism: Erythranthe guttata (spotted monkey flower)
Lineage: Eukaryota; Viridiplantae; Streptophyta; Magnoliopsida; Lamiales; Phrymaceae
Product: expansin-A8
Biological process (GO): plant-type cell wall organization
Cellular component (GO): extracellular region
Source: RefSeq, a predicted model, not a curated record
CACUCCACAAUUUUGUACAACCAAAUUUAAAGUUCCUCAAUCUCUCCAAAUACAUUAUAUACAACAUUGUAUAUAAUCUUCUCUCAUCAAUAAUUAAUUAAUUUGUGAUGGAUGUAAUAAUUUCUCUACUAUUCUUCUCAUUUAUGGGAUUUUGCUUGACGGCAACUUACGGCGAUUACGGUGGUUGGGACACCGCCCAUGCUACUUUCUACGGCGGCGGAGAUGCUUCCGGCACAAUGGGAGGUGCUUGUGGGUAUGGAAACUUGUAUAGCCAAGGCUACGGCACCAACACCGCCGCACUCAGCACCGCUCUCUUCAACAACGGCUUGACAUGUGGCGCAUGUUACGAACUAUCGUGCGCCUCCGACCCGAAAUGGUGCCUAGGUGGCACAAUCACCGUCACCGCCACCAAUUUCUGCCCACCUAACCCUUCUCUGCCUAAUGACAACGGCGGCUGGUGCAACCCUCCCCGCCAGCAUUUCGAUUUGGCGGAGCCCGCUUUCUUGCAAAUCGCCCAAUACAGAGCCGGAAUCGUUCCCGUUUCCUUCCGAAGGGUGCCUUGCAAAAAGAAGGGAGGGAUCAGAUUUACGAUCAACGGACACUCGUACUUCAAUUUAGUGCUCGUCACGAAUGUCGGUGGUGCAGGGGACGUCCACUCAGUUUCGAUUAAAGGUUCCAACACCGGAUGGCAAGCGAUGUCGAGAAACUGGGGGCAAAACUGGCAGAGCAAUUCGUACAUCAACGGCCAGAGCCUGUCGUUUCAGGUCACCACGAGCGACGGCAGAACGCUUACUAGCAACAACGCCGCGCCCGCGGGCUGGCAGUUCGGGCAAACAUUCACGGGGAGCCAGUUCUAAUUAAAUAUAUCGAAACUUUAAAAAAAAAUCGUUGGAAAUUAUUAUGUAAAACGAUUUGAUUUUUUACUUUUCGAGAAAAUCGAGUAAUGGCAUAAAAAAGGGGUGAGAGAGAAAGAGAGAGAGA